This is a messenger RNA of Lodderomyces margitis, 1320 nucleotides long. RefSeq names its product Erd1p (gene ERD1). Lineage: Eukaryota; Fungi; Ascomycota; Pichiomycetes; Serinales; Debaryomycetaceae. Bases 1 to 1320 code for a protein of 439 amino acids. The record is from RefSeq and is a predicted model, not a curated record. The transcript has a single exon. Gene Ontology annotation, cellular component: cytoplasm; membrane.
AUGGAUGAACCACUGAGUGAGACAAAGGCCAUAUUAUUCAACGACCUCAUACCGCUUCCGUUUCGCAUAUCGGGGCUUAUUCAAUUAGGCCUCACAUUUUGGUUCUUACUUAAUGUCAUUUUAUUCAAUUUUUCAUCAUUAAACAUUCUCCAAUUGCUAAAUUUAUCAUACAACCCUCACAAGUAUGCCCAGUUGGAUGGGCCUUUGCCUGCAAGUGGUGAGUAUGCUACUACCAUGCCUGCUGACCGAAAUGAAAAUAGUCGAUUUAUAAAUGGGAUAUGGUCAAGUUUGAAGGGAGUUAGUUUAAUUAAUGUCAUCAGUUGGGCUAUAUUUAAAGCUGUGCAAUACUUUAAUGGUAACUGGAAAGUGAUUUACUACAGUAUACCCAUCAUACAGUUUGCAUAUAUUUUUAAUCGGAUUUUCUAUGAAAAUGUUUCCAGUCCUGGUCAAGUACGAAUUUGGACAACCAUGCAAAGGAUUAUUCAAGGAAAGAUAAAUUUUCAAACUAUGCGAAGUAAUGAUAUUUUGAUUAGUGAUUCAAUGGUGUCUUUUGCUAAAGUCAUUAAUGAUUUCGGGUUGUUCAUUUGGGGGUUUUAUAUUGAUGAAUCUACCGCAUACAAUUACAAACUUGAGUUUAUUAUACUUUGCAUUCCUACCUUAAUUCGAAUAAGACAGUGCUGGUUUGAAUAUCGCACGACUAGACAAUUACAACAUUUGCUAAAUCUUGUCAAGUAUAGUACAGGUAUUGGACCUCUCAUUGUCAAUGUUUUCAUCAAGAGUACAUUAGUAAAUGCCACAGAGCAAGAAAGGCAAUCAGGAGAUCUAUUCACUGCUUUAGCAUCACUUAAUCGAUGGUGGUAUGUUUUCCUGGCCCUAAAUUCAACUUACUCAUUUAUUUGGGAUAUCAAAAUGGAUUGGCAUUUACAAUUAUUCAACAAAUUUUUCAAUCCCAAAGCACAAUUUUCCAUUCUCCGUAUUCAUAAAGCUUAUCCUGACUAUAUCUAUUUUGCAGCAAUUGUCAUUGAUUUCUUUUUACGAUUCAUAUGGGUGCUCAAGAUAUUCAUCAUCAAUGACCAAUUAAGCCAGUCAGACAUUAAAUUAAUUCAUGUAUUUUCAACAUUUUUAUUUGGUUACGAUGCUUAUUCUUUUGGAUAUGUUGUUAUUGAAACAUUGGAGAUUUUUAGACGGUGGAUGUGGUGUUUUAUUAAAUUGGAAAGUGAUUGGGUUAAAUUGAAGCUUCAUGAGCUGGAGCAAGAAGAAGGACCAAAUGAUAUUGAUGUUGAUGUUGAUGUUGAGUUGGCAGAGAUGGGGAAGAGGUAA